CCCGCAACCAGUCAACAGCAAUCAUCGUGUCUCACAGUUACACUGGCGUUCAUUGUCAUUAUCGAUGACACUGAAUGCCCUAAUUCGGCCGUGCGUCUAUGGUCAUGGUGAUGGCACUUUCGAGAGAAUUGGUGCAGCCAGCGGUCCUAAAGCCAGCCAUUUUGAACAGGCACUUGUCAGUGAGUCGUGCACAAUGAUCUGUGAUAUUUCAUCGUCAACUUCCUUUCAAAAAGAGAAAUAAAGAUGGCCUCUCCUCAGUCUGCUAGUCCAUCUCUUACAGAGCAAUGCAUCCCUCUUGUGAAAGAUGAAGAGAGCCAAGGGAAGGAAGAGGUUGUGAAAGAUCAGCCUGCAAAAAAACGUGGCAGGGGGAGGCCUCCGAAAUCCAAACCCCUCUACAAAUGCUCUACCUGUACUGAAUCUUUUAAGAGUAUGUCAACGCUGCAGAGCCACAAGCUAUCAGCGCAUGUAAAGCAACGACAGCAGGAACACAUAUGUUCUGAGUGUACUAAAACAUUCUCAAGCAAGGCUCAACUUUCAAAGCAUGAGCGCACACACUCAUCUCAGCGCCCCUUUCAAUGUCCAGAUUGUCACAAGGCCUACAAGACAUCCACAGAAUUGCGCAAUCAUAGCCGCUCACACACUGGGGAAAAACCUUUUGUAUGCACAGAUUGCGGAAAGGCCUUCAUGCAGGCUAUAUGCCUUAGGAUCCAUAUGACGCAGCACAGCGGAGAGCGUCCUUACUCGUGCAGUCAGUGCUCCAAGAGCUACCCCACUUUAUCAAAACUGAAAGUGCAUGAGCGCUCUCACACUGGAGAGAAGCCAUACUUCUGUGCUGAGUGUGGUAAAAGUUUUGCUGAUCCCUCAGUGUUCCGAAAGCACAGAAGGAACCACCAGGGGCACCGGCCGUAUGCUUGUGACGAGUGUGGCAAAACUUACACAGAGCUGAAGGACCUGAAAAACCAUGAGCGCUCUCACACUGGAGAAAAGCCGUUCCUGUGCUCAGACUGUGGCAAAGCCUUCUCCCGUUCCUCCUCGUUGGCCUGCCAUCAGCGUAUACACUCUCAGAAUAAACCCUAUCAGUGCGAGCAGUGUGGGAAAGGCUUCACUCAGCUGUCCUCCUACCAGUCUCAUCUCCGCACUCACUCUGGUGAGAAGCCAUUCCUCUGUCCACAGUGUGGCAAGAUGUUUUCUGACCCCUCCAGUUUCCGUCGACACCAGCGCGCUCACAUGGGUUUCAAGCCGUAUCCGUGUGAUAAGUGUUCUAAGCGAUUCCGGCAGCCGGCUGACCUUGCUGUACAUGAACGUGUUCACUCUGGAGAGCGGCCUUACAAGUGCCAGAGCUGCGACAAGGCCUUUGUAGCAUCCUGGGAUUUGCGCCGCCACAUGCUUGUUCACACAGGUCUAAGGCCCUUCUCCUGCACAGAGUGUGACAAGUCAUUUGCUGAGCGCUCCAGCCUUAACAAGCAUCGGCGUGUGCACUCUGGAGAAAGGCCUUUCAAAUGUGAGGAGUGUCUGAAGUCAUUUGUGGUGUCCUCAAGCCUGCGCAAACAUGAAAGAACUCACCUAGCUGAACAUUCUGAGCCACAGCAGCAGCAGCAGCAGGAUACUGAGUCUGCAUCUGCCUCAGGCUUCACUGCCCACACAACUCUCCCUCAGUUCUCCUGUGCUCAUUGUGAUGCUACAUUUGGUACCUGGGACGAACUUCAGACUCAUGAAAAUCUGCAUUCCAUUGACUCUACUCCCUCAUCUGUUACCAAAAUAGUGCCACUGGGUUCACAUGUCUGUGAAACCUGCCAUGCAGAGUUUGCACAGCUGGCAGACUUGCAGGAGCACGAGAAGCAGCAUCCGAAGCCAAGGCCACAUGUCUGCAAUAACUGUGGCAAAAGCUUCCUUAACAAAUCAGGACUGCGUAAGCAUCAAAAGAUCCAUUCCAACAACAAAUCUCACAACUGCCCCCACUGUGGCAAAGCCUUCCUGUUUGCCGCCUACCUUCGCAAACACUUACGGACUCAUGCAGAUGCCGGACCACCUUCUACACAUGUCGGGGACCCAAACAUUAUUCAUACAGACCCGCUCCCCUCUCCUCCACCCGCCAGUGAGGUAUCUACCUCUACUGUUGAAACAAGCGCUAUAUCUCUAACAGUCCCAGUGACUGUACCUGUGACUGCUUUUCACACUCUUCCAGAGUACUUAGUCAAAGAAGAGGGACUGUAAAUAUUUUGUAGAUGUUUUGUAAGUUUAAUUCCACAGAAAACAAGUCAGUGGCCUUAAAUCAUUUUUAGAUGGUGAAUGGGUCUUCAUUCAGCUUCAUAAAAACUUACACUUAGAAAAAACUCACAUUUAUGUAAAUUGUUACUAUGUAGUCAGUGUGUUGUAUUGCUAUGAAAUUUGAGAAAUGUUAUGUAUGAUGUCAGUGUUUCAUAAUCUAUAUUAUACCAUAAUAUGUCAUGAAUUUAUCUAUCAUAACAAAACAGUAUUACAGUAUAUACUGCUCACUGUAAAAUCAAUAAAACCAACACAUUUGCUUGUAGAUAAAGGGUUAAAAAAAUCUGUUCUUAUUUUCAGCAGUCUCUAAAAGUAAUGGCUUUCUUUUCAUUUGCUUUGUUGAAGCAAAUAGCCUGUAUCUAUUUUACUGUGUCAUUAGUAUCCUGAUUGCAAUACAAGUUGUUUAGAUAAAUAAAAUAAAGGCUCUGUGGCAUUCCAAAAAAAUGACAGGAAUAACUAU
Molecule: messenger RNA, 2725 nt
Organism: Melanotaenia boesemani (Boeseman's rainbowfish)
Lineage: Eukaryota; Metazoa; Chordata; Actinopteri; Atheriniformes; Melanotaeniidae
Gene: znf668
Product: zinc finger protein 668
Exons: 4
Coding region: 244-2214 (656 amino acids)
Source: RefSeq, a predicted model, not a curated record